Bipolaris maydis ATCC 48331 is the source of this 901-nucleotide messenger RNA. The record is from RefSeq and is a predicted model, not a curated record. Lineage: Eukaryota; Fungi; Ascomycota; Dothideomycetes; Pleosporales; Pleosporaceae.
AUGAGCACAGUAAAACAGUUCUCGAAAAAGGUGAUACUAUUUACAAAUGCAAAGAAAAGUGCAAGAGAAUACGUAGUGGUAUAUGGACUAUCAAGGAAAAAAACCACGCACACACACACACACAAAAAGAGAACAAAAGACACCGAACGGUUAUCAGCUGUGUGAAGAGAGUGCCGGUGACGGAGGACCAGCUGCGCCUACCGCGCAUGAUAACCCUCGAUGGCUCUUGGAUAACAAGCACUCAGCCCAACCCCCCUAUAUAGUUCAUGCUGCCAAGUGCCAUAACGACUUUUCGGCGCCUAUACAAUCCCCACAGAUGCUCCUUGAAGAUGCUGGAAAGAACAAAGAAAAUGCAAAGGAAAAAAAAGAAAGAAAUCAACGACAAACAUUCCGUAUCUGUCUUUCCAGGAACACGUUUGUAACACUGCUGCGUCCGCUUACUCUGAGAACUCUUCUCAGGCAUUUGCCGCGUGUGAAAAUCAAGCUUUUGACUGACCCGCGUUUCUAAAUCAUGCCAUGCGUGCAACGUCCGCUCCGUGCUGGAACAGUCUAUGGAGCUUCUAGUCUACUCACUCUCCAGUGCUGGAUCCUCUCAGCCUUCUACCAAGGCUUACAUUGCGACCGAGAUCCGUUAUGCCACCCACUGAAUGUCGGUUGCUUGGGUUUCGGGCAACGCUCAAUUGCGUUCUAGCUCGUAGACCGGCGGAUAAGGGCUUCUCGAAAUGGGCUGGAGAUCCCUCUCGGCCUAGAUUGUGGCCGAACCGAUUCUGAUCACGGAACAAGAGACUGUGCUCAUUCGACGGUGUACUGCUCGAAACACUUGGCCGACGAAGAUGCGAUGUCGUCUGAAUAGCAGGUGAUGGCUGCAGGUCAGACAUUGGCUCGCGAGAACCAAUCUGCC